Letharia columbiana is the source of this 585-nucleotide messenger RNA. RefSeq lists its product as uncharacterized. The coding region runs from base 1 to 585 and encodes 194 amino acids. The record is from RefSeq and is a predicted model, not a curated record. The transcript has a single exon. NCBI's taxonomy places the organism in Eukaryota, Fungi, Ascomycota, Lecanoromycetes, Lecanorales, Parmeliaceae.
AUGAACACCAUGCUACGAGGUUCCACAAGUCGCUGCUUCGCGACCAAGCGACCCCGCGGGGCCAGGUUCCUCGGGGCCGCUCCACGACUCUCACGCAUAGCAUAUCGUGCGCCGAUCAGUCGAUUUUCUACUCUCAACUUUUCUUCAGCAUGUGCAGCAAGGACCCGACGACUCCAGGCUUUCAAAGCCCCUACCGCCAUCCGACCGUACUCGUUACCACCUCUCCCUCCUCGAAUGAACAACACGAUACCUGUUUAUCGCAGGAGUGUCAAAGGCAAGAUCUUCGACAGUAUGAUGGCGCAUCCGCUCGCUUGGUUACUCAUUGUCCUCUGCGUGUGCGGGGGUAUACAAUGGUCUUGUCAGUUUUACAACAGAAUAAGGCCUGUCUAUGUCGCAAUAGCCUACGUCAGCAGCAGGUGGGAAGGUUGGAAAGCGAGACGCAGACACCGAAGGGCGGAGAAGCUGGCGAGACGCGAACAGGCGGCUUUGGAAAAGAGGGGACGGGGGAAACGGGGGGGUAGAUGGCGAGAUUAUUUCUGGGCGCCGAGGAAGAGGGGGGGUGAUGGGAAGGAUGGGGAGGAGUGA